GAUCAACUAGAAUUUCUUGGACACAUCAUCACCCGGGAAGGAAUUAAACCGAACUUCAUCAAGGUCGAGAAAGUAAAGAAAUUUCCACAACCGACGAACACUACUGAAUUACGAGGAUUCUUAGGACUCGCGUCAUAUUACCGAUGGUUUAUACAGGGAUUUUCAGAUAUUGCAGAUCUCCUACACUUAUUAUUAAAAAAAGAAGAAAAAUACAAAUGGAAACCAAAUCAAGAAAUAGCAUUCCAACAAUUAAAAGAAAAACUCAUCAACGCACCUAUUCUUCUCUAUCCAAACUUCACAAAAAAGUUCAUCAUCGCAACUGAUGCGUCGAAGCUUGGAUUAGCAUACGCAAGUCGUGGUCUUGCACCAGCCGAGCGAAAUUACGCUGCACACGAGAUGGAAUGUCUCGCCGUAAUUUGGGCUGUCAAGUACUUCCGACAGUACUUAUUGGAACAAAAAUUCGAUCUAAUCACAGACCACGUGGGAUUAAAAUGGUUAAUUACUAAUUCGAAUCACACCGGAAGAACUAUGC
Ambispora gerdemannii is the source of this 532-nucleotide messenger RNA. The record is from the annotation of a GenBank genome assembly. Lineage: Eukaryota; Fungi; Glomeromycota; Glomeromycetes; Archaeosporales; Ambisporaceae.